GGUCUCGUGGGAUGCUUCGCUCCGUCUAUUGUCCUCCCAUUCCUCAGUGCUGAUGCUUAAUUUUCAAAAGUUGGAUAUUACCAAGGGACCUACGACAUCAGCCGAGAAAUACCCUGCAAGUACAAAAUCCGUGAGCCAGCCCCGUCCGUGCAGAGGGGAGACGCUCGCCUUGCACCAGCUUUUCCCAUCCUGAUUUCCCGCACACAGCACGCGAGGGGAGACUUUUCCGUUCAUCGCACAUUUGGGGGAUUUUAACGCUUUUUUUUUUUUUUUCCCCGCCAUCGUCGGAGAGGAGAGGAGGGGGAGAAAAAACAACAACAACAACAACGUGUUACUUUGGAGAAAAACACAAUGUCAGCGACCUUCCCGGGACUUGUCCACGACGCUGAGAUACGUCACGACGGAUCAAACAGCUACCGGCUGAUGCAGCUCGGUUGCCUGGAGUCCGUGGCCAACUCGUCGGUCGCCUACUCCUCCACCUCCCCGCUCACCUACCCGGCGCCGGCGGGCACGGAGUUCGCCUCUCCUUAUUUCUCGGCCAACCACCAGUACACCCCCCUGCACCACCAGUCCUUCCACUAUGAGUUCCAGCACUCCCACCCGGCCGUGGCCCCGGAGGCCUACGGGCUCAACUCGCUCCACUCGGGCCAGUACUACCAGCAGAUCCACCACGGGGAGCCCGCGGACUUCAUCAACCUGCACAACGCGCGCUCGGCUCUCAAGUCGUCGUGUCUCGACGAGCAGCAGCGGCGAGAGCUGGGCUGCCUCGACGCUUACCGGCGACACGACCUGUCGCUCAUGACGUCACACGGCUCCCAGGCCUACGGCGUCGGGAUGCACCAUGCGGACCAGAGGCUGCUGCCUGCCGCCGGCCUGGGCCUCUCCUCGGCCGCGGACGACCUGCAGGGCUCCGUGGAAGCGCAGUGUGGGCUCGUGCUCAACGGCCAAGGGGGCGUCAUCCGCAGAGGGGGAACUUGUGUGGUGAAUCCGACAGAUCUAUUCUGCUCGGUACCAGGUCGACUGUCGCUACUCAGCUCCACCUCUAAGUACAAAGUCACCAUCGCGGAGGUGAAAAGAAGACUGUCACCGCCGGAGUGCCUCAACGCCUCUCUACUGGGCGGAAUACUGCGCAGAGCCAAGUCAAAGAACGGCGGGCGGUGUCUCCGGGAGAAAUUAGACCGUCUCGGCCUCAACCUGCCGGCAGGACGGAGGAAAGCUGCCAAUGUCACACUGCUCACCUCCCUGGUGGAGGGAGAAGCGCUCCACCUGGCAAGAGACUUUGGCUACACCUGCGAGACGGAGUUUCCCAGCAAGGCGGUGGGCGAACAUUUGGCCCGGCAGCACAAUGAGUCCAAAGAAACCAACGCACGAAAGAAAAUGGUUUUGGCUACAAAGCAAAUCUGUAAGGAGUUCCAGGACAUGUUGAGCCAAGAUCGUUCUCCUCUGGGCUCCUCCAGACCGACACCCAUCCUGGACCUGGACAUCCAGAGACACCUUACACACUUCAGUCUAAUCACUCAUGGUUUUGGUACACCGGCUGUUUGCGCAGCUCUCAGCACUUUCCAAACAGUCCUGAGCGAGAUGCUCAACUACCUGGACAAAAACUCAAGCGGCAAAACAAGCGGACCAACUGAUCAGCAGAUUAACAGCAGCUCGGAAAAGUCGCAGCUCCGCAAAGCAGUUGAGCCCCAGAGCAAAGAUGGCAAAACGGAAAAGACUGAGUAGUCCCACCUGCCUGGUCCCCCGUGCCUUGGAGCUGUGUGUGCAUGUGUGUAUGUGUGUGUGUGUGUGUGUAUUUAUUUCUUUAUUUUAUUAAUUUAUUGAGUUCUGGAAUUAUGACGUACACAUGGACAUUCUAACGUGAGCAUUCCAUUGCAGGGUUGCUAAUUGCACAAAACACACACAUUCACACGCACACGCAGACAAGAAAGGGUUUGAGGCCAUCUGAAUGUUUUGCAACUGUAUACCAGUUUGAUAAAUACUUCUGAAAUAACAAAUUUGCUGCAUAUGUUAUUUUGAUAAUUAAUUAUAUUCAACGAUGUGACGACAGGUUAUUCAAUCUCACAAUAAUGAUCAACAAUGAUUUUACAAGAUAGGAAACAGAUAAAUAGAAUAUGCAACACUCUAUUUCGAUAACGCUGCAAGUGUUUGCAUUUGCAAAUGAUCAAUUCUACAUUACUGGGAAAUCACAAUGUCCCGUUACAGGUGAGCUAUUUUUAGAACAGGCCCGCGGGCGCGCUCACGUGCUACUUGCCCGCGGGAACCGUGUUGGUGACCUCAGAUCUAACACAUUGCUCUAGCCAACUUUUAUUGGCAACUUUCAAACUUUUCUAGCAGACGACACAAAAUCUGCCCCCAACCCUUUCCGAACGCACAAAUGAACCACACAAACGUGCCAGAGCACUUAGCUGGCUUCAUUUUUAAUUUCACAUUCAGUGCCACAGCGGUUAAUGUGUUUACCAUAUUAACAACAGCAAAUAGACUGUUUUUACAUGUGAGCCUUUACGAUGCUAGAGUCUGUUCUCAUGAGAAUUUAAUAGGAUUUUGUAUGAAAAAUAAUUCACUGAAUUUAUUAUAAAACUCUUCAUCCUACAUUUCUAAAUAAUUUCUACAUUCAAAAUCAUUUGCUCAAGAAGCUUUAAGAUUAUGGCACAAUUUCAUUUAUAUUUAUUUAUUAUUUAUAUUUAUUGAAUUGUGCAGCAUGUCUGCCAUAUAUGUGGAUUGCGCUGCAUCAUUUUAAGAGUUUUACUUGGCGGAUUUGUACGUGCAGCCGUCCAGUUUGAACGUCAUUGAGCGCACGUAACUUUUUAAACGAUUUCUUACCAAAUUCUUGUGAGAAUAAAAUGAAUGUCACAACGUGAGCUAUAGGCUACGUAGUAACAUGUGUGUGAAAAUGUAUGAGUGUGUUUUUGUGAGUUGGG
This is a messenger RNA of Phyllopteryx taeniolatus (common seadragon), 2921 nucleotides long. It is a transcript of the gene tfap2d, whose product is annotated as transcription factor AP-2 delta (activating enhancer binding protein 2 delta). Bases 352 to 1725 code for a protein of 457 amino acids. Gene Ontology annotation, biological process: regulation of cell population proliferation; anatomical structure development; regulation of transcription by RNA polymerase II. NCBI's taxonomy places the organism in Eukaryota, Metazoa, Chordata, Actinopteri, Syngnathiformes, Syngnathidae. Gene Ontology annotation, molecular function: RNA polymerase II transcription regulatory region sequence-specific DNA binding; DNA-binding transcription factor activity, RNA polymerase II-specific. The transcript has 8 exons. The record is from RefSeq and is a predicted model, not a curated record. Gene Ontology annotation, cellular component: nucleus.